Opisthorchis viverrini is the source of this 582-nucleotide messenger RNA. RefSeq lists its product as hypothetical. The transcript is spliced from 4 exons. Bases 1 to 582 code for a protein of 193 amino acids. Lineage: Eukaryota; Metazoa; Platyhelminthes; Trematoda; Opisthorchiida; Opisthorchiidae. The record is from RefSeq and is a predicted model, not a curated record.
AUGAGAAACUCUGUGAGUAUCGCGCGGACACCCCUCAGUAUAGCUCAAUGGGUCGCCGAGAUACACAAACCAUUACACCACGGCGGUGUACUUAUCGGAAAAAGUUCUCUGUUGGAGGUUACAUCCAUCUGUCAGUUUAUUGCGAGAGACCAAUACGCCUUUCAGUUUAAUCUACCGCUUCAGCAACUUUCGAAAAAUUCCAAACAAACGUUAACGGAAGCAGAAAUUUUACAGCUGCGUGGCCAUGAUGGUUUCAGUCUACUGGAGAUCGCCGUCGAACGCUUCAAUCCAACCGUCGCUACGGUGGCAAAAACUCUGAAUGAUUUGGAGUUGGACAACGCCCUUUCCAUCCUAAUUCCUUUUGGUUUCGGCAACGUGGCAGUACCUCAGCCCUCUUACUUACUUCUGGUGACACGACAGCUAGGCAUCGGAAGGGUUCUACAACCGAAUGAAGAUGAGAACAACCCAUUAGUUAUCGUACACCCAUCUCUCCAGAUAACGUAUACUGUCGCUGUUCCCUUCACGGUUAGGCUUUACCAGAUAAACCCAAGUAUAGAUUCGCUAGAUAUACAAUGUUACUGA